This is a messenger RNA of Mucor mucedo, 695 nucleotides long. RefSeq names its product AVL9/DENND6 domain-containing protein. Gene Ontology annotation, cellular component: cytoplasm. NCBI's taxonomy places the organism in Eukaryota, Fungi, Mucoromycota, Mucoromycetes, Mucorales, Mucoraceae. The record is from RefSeq and is a predicted model, not a curated record. The coding region runs from base 56 to 553 and encodes 165 amino acids. The transcript has 5 exons.
UUUUCCUGUUAUCUCCCUUCCCUUACUCUUAUUUUCUUUCUUUUUUUAUAAACUCAUGUCCAGCUCAUUAGAUCAGAAUAAAGAUCAGCAAAUCGCAGCCAUUCUUGUGGUUGGAUUUCAUCACGCAUAUGGACCCAUUGUUGAAUUCUGCGUACCUCCUUUACCUGAUCAUAAAGAACAUCAGACUGCAUUGGAAAAGUUGGAGUUGCCUGAAGAAUGGAGUUUCUUACCCUUUCUUGCCUUACCAGAUGGCGCUCAUCAAAAGGACGAGGACUUUGCAUAUUUUCAUUUACCUCCUGUUCCAGGUUGGUCAGUUGCCGAAACCACCUUAUUUGGCAUCUCUUGCAAUCGACAAAUUGCCUCCAAGGAUUUGUUAGUCAAGACACCUGAUAUUACACGAUCCAUUGUUCAGAAAGCAGUCGUUGUAUUAGCAAGACAGCCUAUUUUUGGUCCUCUUCGACAAAAGCUCGCUGUCAUUACAGCAUCUUGGUUUAACCAACGAGAUUUUACAAAGCUUGAUAUCUUAUAUGUAAGUCCACAACCUCUCAAAUAAAUAAAUAAAUUCACAUUGAGUCCUUCUUAGAAUCUGUACAAUAAUUUAAACAGCACUUUUUAUGGGCCGAUAGACGAUUCGACACUGUAUAUGGGCACGUCUUUGCGUGAGUUAGUCUACAAGUUUAAAUCCAAGACAUUAA